Messenger RNA from Dreissena polymorpha, 2902 nucleotides. RefSeq names its product sex peptide receptor-like. The record is from RefSeq and is a predicted model, not a curated record. Gene Ontology annotation, molecular function: G protein-coupled receptor activity. Gene Ontology annotation, cellular component: membrane. The transcript has 2 exons. Bases 466 to 1965 code for a protein of 499 amino acids. Lineage: Eukaryota; Metazoa; Mollusca; Bivalvia; Myida; Dreissenidae. Gene Ontology annotation, biological process: G protein-coupled receptor signaling pathway.
GUAAUCAAACGGAAGGCACAGUCUUUGCGAAGCUUCGAAACAGUUUAGCAUGUACAGGAGAUAUCAAAAGGCCAUUAGAAAAGUGCAGCUGAUUUAAAUGAAAUAAGCAUGGAGGCGGAGGACUUCAUACUCUUGUUGGAUUCUUAAUGUAAAAGCUUGCCAUAGCGUUAUCUAUAUUCGUAGUGAUCAGUGUGCAUGUAAGUAUCGAUUGACUAGAAUAAUUGUACUUUUUUUAUUUUAUUUAAUGUAGCACAUAUAAUCGUGCGGUAUUUAAGAGAAAUUCACAAGGAUAAUACAUACACACUAAUUAAAGCUGUGGACGAAUACAGUUUUUCACAGACAAGAUCGAUUCAGGAAUCUGCUUUAAAAUAGUGCUUAUACUUUUCCUGUUUGAAUUUUUCUUCGGAUGAUAAAACAUAAGAAGUGUAUUCCAACGAUUCAUUGACGGCAUUCAACGCACCUGCAAUGUCAAUAAGUGAUUCUGUGAUGGUUUCUGAUCAUUCUUCGACUUCGGCGUACGAUUACGACAAAUCUUCGUUGUCAGUGAUUGAUUUUGUAAUGAUUUCGAAUGAAUCUUCGACUGCGGCUGACGAUAACAACAGAUCCUCGAUGUCAGCCAUUGAUUUUGCGAUAAUUUCGAAUGAUUCCGGACUGAAUCAUGACGAUUACGCGACUGAGAAUUACUUCGACACAGCGACGAGUGAUGAUGUAUAUAAUGAUAUAUACUAUCUGACAUUUUACGACUUUGAGAUCAUAACACUUGGUCUUGUCCGAACUAUAAUCGUCUUAUUUAUGAUUCUCGCAAAUGUGUUUGUCGUGGGCUAUUUUCUGUCGAGCAAAGGUCGCGGCAAGUCAACUAACCUGCUGUUUGUGAGCAUCGCCUUUUCCGACUCGAUGACCGGCAUUUCGUUACUUCCGAACUCGUUCAACGUAUACAUCCCAGACAUUGAGCGAUUAUCUGCAUCGGGAUGCAACACGUACAUGGUCUUGCAACUUUACAUCUCAAAGGCGUUUCAUACCGCAUCUAUAUGGCAGACUGUCUUCCUGGGAAUACAGCGGUACCUCUGCGUUUGUUAUCCAUUCAUUUCCGGUCGCAUAUGCACCUUCUGGAAGACAUGUAUAGCCGUACUUGUCAUGUACCUGCUGUCAUUUCUGAUGCAUAUUUACCAGCUAAUCAAUGCAACUACUCACAAAUACACUCAACAACUUGAGUGUCAAUGGCGUACAGAUCAACCUUGCAAAGAUGCCUGCUUGUAUAUGUGGAUUUGCGUUAUUUUCAUGCAUUUUCUUCCAGCGUCCCUUCUUAUAGGACUGACAACCAAGACCCUCAUUACUCUUCAAAAGGCCCAGCGAAGAGCCUCGUCCAUUAUAUCAAAGAGUACGAACAAGAAACGGAGCUCCCGGGACAGAAUAAUCACAAUCACGGCAGUGUUGAUUGUCAUCUGUUUUCUUGUUCCAGAAGUUCCUUAUGGAUUGUACAAGCUCUAUGCCCUGAUUGAUAUAUACAGACCUACGAGUGUAAAGCUCGGUAUCGAGACACAUCACAUUAUGUUUUCGGUCUACGAGAUCGCGUUAAUUGUCAGCUUUCACGCCAACUUUUGGAUUUACUGUACGAUGAUGUGCGACUUUCGCAGAUCGGUUAUCAACGUGUUCACGUUAGGGUGUUUCAAGCGUUACAACUUCAAACGGCGUCAGAGUUUGAAUUCGUACCAGGGGACAAUGAAGAGCGACAGUUUCCGAUCGUCCAAAGCGCGGACAGGAUCCGUUACAAGCAGGAACACUGUUCUCAGUCGAACCACUAGCCUCCACUCCACUACAUCGGACAACAUCCACGCUGUCAAUCAAAUUAUAUUGCUGACGCCUACGCCGACCAAAGACACUGGUCCGCCCGAUUUUUCGGCCUAUGUGUCAACACAAAAGUCUAAAGAGGAAUACGACGCGCAAGACGAUGAUGUGUUUGUGUAAACAUUACUCUUGUAUUUACAGUUGCCUUGCACCAGUGGUUAUUGCGUUCGCUUGCGGAUCCUGAAACGGGAAGUUUGAAUAUACCACAAGUUCUUAUAUAGCUGAUUUGCUACCUAGCAACUACUUUAAUUGAGAGUAACUGAUUGCAUUCUUGGCAAUACCCUGGAAUAACGGACUGUGGUUGAUCGUAAGGUAGUAAGGUCUUUUUUAAAACUCAUCGGGUUCACGAGAUGGCGACGAAAUAAUAAAUCAGCUGUUCAUAUUACCAUCUGAACGAUUAGUUAUCACUUGAAAUAGCACUACAACAGUUAUAAGUAAACUAUUAUAAACCUAGCAUAUGCUCGUGUAUGAUUUAAAACCUGUUCGCAUAUGUUUGAUUACCUUUUCUAAACAGAACUUCAUUAUAAAUAUGUAAAACACCCCUGGUUUGAGUUCAUUUUUACCUUCAUCCUGUAUUUUGCAAUUUAUGUAUUUUGAUACUUUGUAUGAUAUUUUGUACGUUUGUUCUAUGAAUAUUUAUGCAUGAUGUAAUAUUGUACAUAUUUUAUUGAUUACACGUUUGUUAUGUUUUUUUAAAAGGUCUACUGCAAAUCCGACUCGAUUUACAUCUUACAUAGAUUAUCAAUUAUGCUUACUUUAAUUUAUUCUUGAUAAAAUUAAGCCGCUUAAAGUAUGUAUAUCUUGCAAACACACACACACACACACACAUAUCGUAAUUAUCUUAUAUUUUGGUUAUCCAUUAAAUAUAAUCAAGUUGAUUUGAUUUUAUCUCAAAAGAAAACUACAUAUUUCAUUGCGGCUAACAUCGAAAGCUAGUAUUGCCGUUGUUCAUAGUGCAAUUGAUAGUAAAUACAAAUUGAUAUUCAUUUUGAAGCAUGUACGAGUAUUAGAAACUUACGCAAAUUUUUACGCACGAAAAUUGAUUUUUUAUUUUUUC